AGAAACUUUUGGAGGAAAGUGAAAGAGAACUAGAAAAGAGAUGAGUUAAAAAAAAAUAAAAAUGACAUGAGUUAUCGAUGAUGAUCACGGCACGAACUUCCAAGUUUCAGAAUUGUAUAAUACUACCUCUGUGACCAAAAGGUGUAAAUUAUUGUAUAUGGCAUAAGCCAAUAAAACCCACCAGUGUGUGUGACCAAAAGGUGUAAAAACAACUAAACAUGGACGGAGACGGUCGAAAUGCAUCUCUACGAUCUCCCUUGAUUCAAAUCUCGGAGCAAGAUGGAACCAUAGUUGAUAAUAAUGAAACACAGCAAAACAAGAGAAGGGUAAGAGAAAAAAGAGAAAUUUUUGAAGAAGUCAAGAAGCAGUUAUGUCUUGCAGGGCCCUUGGUAUUUGUGGGUCUGCUAAACUUUUGCAUUCAGAUUAUAUCUAUAAUGUUUGUGGGCCACCUCGGUGAGUUGCCUCUCUCUGGUGCUUCAAUGGCUACUUCAUUUGCUUCUGUCACUGGUAUUUGCUUAUUGCUGGGAAUGGCAUGUGCCUUGGACACCUUGUGUGGCCAGUCAUAUGGAGCAAAACAGUACCGCAUGUUAGGCAUACACACGCAGAGGGCCAUGCUCGUUCUAAUGAUUGUCAGCAUACCCCUAGCAGUCAUUUGGGCAAAUACAAGAUCCAUUCUAAUUUUCCUUGGCCAAGAUCCUGAAAUCUCUGCAGAAGCUGGAAAAUAUGCUCAGUUAUUGAUUCCAAGCCUUUUUGCCUAUGGUCUUAUUCAGUGCCUAAACAGAUUCUUACAAACCCAAAAUAUUGUAUUUCCAAUGGUAUUCUGCUCUGGAGCUACUACAUUACUCCAUCUUUUUGUUUGUUGGAUUAUGGUAUUCAAAUUUGGACUAGGAAGUAGAGGAGCUGCUAUAGCAAACUCUAUAUCUUAUUGUGUGAAUGCUUUGAUGCUGGCACUCUAUGUCAACUUUUCUCCUGAGUGUGCAAAAUCUUGGACAGGCUUUUCAAAAGAGGCACUGCAUAACAUUCCCUCUUUUCUAAGGCUUGCCAUUCCUUCGGCUGUUAUGGUUUGCUUGGAAAUGUGGUCAUUUGAAAUGAUGGUUCUCCUAUCCGGUCUUCUACCAAAUCCGAAGUUGGAAACAUCAGUGCUUUCUAUCUGCUUGAAUACAGCUUCAACUGUUUGGAUGAUCCCUUCUGGUUUCAGUGAAGCUGUAAGCAUUCGUGUGUCAAAUGAACUCGGAGCUGGUCAUCCUUGGGUUGCACGUUUAGCUGUUUACGUUGUCUUGGCAAUGGCCCUUGUUGAGGGAACCUUAGUUGGAGCAGUAAUGAUGCUAAUGCGCAAUGUUUGGGGUUAUGCAUAUAGUAAGGAAGUAGAAGUUGUAGAAUAUGUAGCAAUAAUGUUGCCAUUGCUUGCUGCAUCCAACUUCCUGGAUGGAAUCCAGUGUGUGCUUUCAGGCACAGCUAGAGGAUGUGGCUGGCAGAAAAUUUGUGCCUUUAUCAAUCUAGGUUCUUUUUAUCUAGUUGGGAUUCCAUCAGCCAUCGUUUUUUCUUUUGUAUUGCAUAUUGGAGGGAAGGGGCUGUGGCUGGGGAUCAUAUUUGAACUUCUUGUUCAAGUAUUGUCUCUGUUAAUCAUCACCUUACGUACUGAUUGGGAGGAAGAGGCAAAGAAGGCUACAGAUAGAGUCUAUGAGUCAAUGACACCAGAGAACAUAGUCUAUUAAGCUGUAACCGCUACUGCUACACGUUCAGAACAAAUAUUUAGAUAAAAGACUUCAAGUUUUGUUACCUCUCAUUCUUUUGGUUGAAACAUAUGCCAUAAAAGUCCAAGUACUGUUUUAAUCUAAUCUUGAUCAAGUUAGUGGACCAACAUAGACAAGGCAGUUGGCUUGUCUAUUCUUGUAGUUACCAUUUUUGUUUUUGGUGCGUUGGUGUUUGGUGUAUUAUCUUAUAUUGAAUUGAUGUGUACUGUACUUAUCUUGAAAUUAUAAAGGAAUGUGGAUUGAUAAUAUUAUA
Molecule: messenger RNA, 2007 nt
Organism: Cajanus cajan (pigeon pea)
Lineage: Eukaryota; Viridiplantae; Streptophyta; Magnoliopsida; Fabales; Fabaceae
Product: protein DETOXIFICATION 16
Biological process (GO): xenobiotic detoxification by transmembrane export across the plasma membrane
Cellular component (GO): membrane
Molecular function (GO): xenobiotic transmembrane transporter activity; antiporter activity
Source: RefSeq, a predicted model, not a curated record